This is a messenger RNA of Pangasianodon hypophthalmus (striped catfish), 6022 nucleotides long. RefSeq names its product RNA binding fox-1 homolog 3a (gene rbfox3a). The transcript is spliced from 12 exons. NCBI's taxonomy places the organism in Eukaryota, Metazoa, Chordata, Actinopteri, Siluriformes, Pangasiidae. Gene Ontology annotation, biological process: regulation of alternative mRNA splicing, via spliceosome; nervous system development. The coding region runs from base 1962 to 3107 and encodes 381 amino acids. Gene Ontology annotation, cellular component: cytoplasm; nucleus. The record is from RefSeq and is a predicted model, not a curated record. Gene Ontology annotation, molecular function: mRNA binding.
AAACUGCAUACUACUCUACUAAAUAGUUUGUCAGUACACCAUUGGUAUCAUUACUAUUUAGGCAUACUAUAUAGUGUGCAGUAUGUAGUUUGAGAUGCAUCGUUGCAUUCUUUCUGAAUCUGUAUUUUCUACUCUAUUUUCUAGGGUGAAAUUCAAAAAACGUACACACAGAAGCUUUAAAUAAAACAGUCAAAUAUGAGGAGCAAGGCCAGGGGCUAAAAGACAAGCUAGGGAGCAGAGGGUUAAAAACCAAGAUUUUAAUAAGAGCACCUUACAUGAAAAAAAGAAAAAUAAUUAUGCACAAUGCUCUGAUAAGUCACAGUAAAUUUCAAUAUCAUAUUCAUAUGCCUCUAAUCAUGCCAUGAUUAUACCGUUUCUUGAACUGGUAAAAACAAUUGUUGGUACUCUGCUUUCUGGCAUGUUAUUGCAUAUGUUAAUGGUUUUAGCAAACCAUUAAGUAAUUUUGAAGCAAUUACAUUACAUAGUUUCUUUUAUAUUAUAUUACAUUACAUUACAUUACAUAGUUUCUUUUAAAUAACAUUACAUUACAUUACAUAGUUUCUUUUAUAUUACACUAGUUAGAUAUUUAGUUCCAUAACACUAACUACUGCAAUAUUAGCUAACCUAUUUGUAUCAGAAUGUGAAUAAUAAAUAUACCAAACUAUGCUCAUGUAGAAAAUUAGGUACACUUCAAUGUUUUACUUUUUUCUGUGUCAUCCUGCUACCUCUAGCGCAUAGUCUUCAUUUACUUUAUUCCACUUAUUUAAAAUUAUAAUUGGUUGAGUGAUAUACCCUUUAAGUUUGUUAGUUUGUUUGUUUGUUUGUUUACCUGUAGGACAGAUAAAUCAAUAGAUAAAUAAAAUGCAAUGCCAAAGAGAACCUUGUAACAAUAACAUCAAGCAGUGUUCAAUGAAUGUGUGUCCCAUAAAGGGUGCUGAUGCAUGGGAAGUGGCUGGGCAUCAGACAUUAAAUGGAGGUUUGUUGUUCCAUGUUGGGCCACAGCUGCUCUGUCUGAUUCCAAUGGGAAAUACCUCUAACCCCGCCAAGGUGCCAAAGAGCCAACGGUGACGCAUAUCUUACUCCAGCUUUUAUAAUCCCACACUGAAACUGCACUGAUGCUGCACUAUAAUUCCCUGGGAACAUGCCAGGAUUUAUUUCUGAUUUGAUUUUAUUUUAUUGUCUUAGAAAUGAGUAUAUUUCAUCAGUUUAAGCAAUAAGUGUCCCAUGAUGUGUUUGAAAAUUAUGUAUGUAAAAGUUCAUUUUUAAAUAUUCAGCAUAUUUGAAAUAGUAAUGUGUGUGUGUGUGUGAUUCUGUAGAAAGUGUGUGUGAGAGAAAAGCAGACACGCAGCAGCGCAAACAAUGAAAGGGUCCGCAAUUAAUGGCAGGGAUCAGCUGGUCUAAUGUCAUUAUACAUUCCCUUCAUUUUCUACAGUGGGGCCGUUUGAUCUUUGAAUACCCACCAGACCCUCCUCCCUCCUUCCAUCCCUCUCUCGCUCCCUCCUGCUCACUGUUCCUCUCUGGCUUCCUCCUCCCUCCUCCCUUUCUCCUCUUGCCAUCAGAACCUCCCCCUUUCUGUCUCCGUGGGCUCACAUUGGCUUGUGUGUGUGUGUGAGUGUGUGAGUGUGUGUGUGCGCGCGCGCGCGUAUGUGUGUGUGUGUGUGUGUGUGUGAAAGUGCACGGCAGAGGCUUGAUGACAGAGGGCCCUGGACCAUUCCAACGCUCAGCACACCUCCCCAGCACACACAGAGCAGCUGAGUCCGACACCAACAACACAGAGAAAGCAAAGGCAAAGAGGAGGAGAGAAAAGCCCAUCAGAAAGAGGAAGCUGAGAAAGAGAGACAGUGAGUGAGAGAGAGGGAGAAAGAGAAAGAGAGAGAGAGAGAGGGAGGGAAAGAGAGUGUGUGAGAGAGAGUGAAAGAAAGAGAGAGAGAGAGAGAGAGAGAGCAGGAUCUCCCAGCUUGAUGCGCAAAACGUCCCGUUACCACAUGCUGUGCUCCAUGGCGAACACGGGCUGCGUGCUGCUCUCCGGCUCUGGGCUGUUACCUCACUCGCUCCAGUGUCCACCUGCUUUCCUCUAUCUGACCGAGGGUAACCAGGAGGCACCUGCCCCUCCAGAGGCCAUGGCUCAGCCGUAUGCCCCGGCGCAAUACCCCCCUCCCCCUCCUCAGAACGGGCUGCCCGGCGAGUAUGCCCACCCCGGGCAGGAGUACACAGGGCCAAACCCGGUGCCCGAGCAUGCAGCUGCCCUCACCAUCUAUACAACCACACAGACACACAGUGAUCCAACCGGUACUGAGAACAGCACGUCCUCACUCACAGCGCCCAGCAACGUACCACAGGCAGAUGAGGUGGCGCAGACAGAGGGCUCCCAGCAGCUCCAGCUCCAGCCCUCAGACUCUUCGGAGAAGCAGCAGCCCAAGCGGUUACACGUCUCCAACAUUCCAUUCCGCUUCCGUGAUCCGGACCUCCGGCAAAUGUUCGGGCAAUUUGGGAAAAUUUUAGAUGUGGAAAUUAUUUUUAACGAGCGGGGCUCUAAGGGCUUUGGUUUUGUAACUUUUGAAACAAGUGCAGAUGCAGACCGUGCAAGGGAGAAACUAAAUGGUACAAUCGUAGAGGGACGCAAAAUUGAGGUAAAUAAUGCAACAGCAAGAGUAAUGACAAACAAAAAAGUGGCUAACCCCUACACAAACGGCUGGAAGCUGAACCCAGUGGUGGGAGCUGUCUAUGGUCCUGAAUUUUAUGCAGUCACAGGCUUCCCAUACCCAACUACAGGGGCAACAGUGGCAUAUAGAGGUGCCCACUUGAGGGGCCGGGGUCGUGCAGUUUACAACACGUUCCGUGCCGCACCUCCACCUCCUCCCAUUCCUGCUUAUGGAGCCGUGGUUUACCAAGAUGGCUUCUAUGGUGCCGAGAUCUAUGGUGGCUAUGCGGCAUACAGGUAUGCCCAACCAGCCGCAGCAGCUGCAGCAGCUUACAGUGACAGCUAUGGCAGAGUCUAUGCAACAGCAGACCCUUAUCACCACACGAUUGGACCUGCAGCCACAUACAGUGUGGGCACUAUGGCUAGCCUAUACAGAGGAGGGUACAGUCGCUUCACUCCAUACUAAAGACAGAAAAUUCAUCCCCAGACAAAACAAAAAGCAAACAAAAAUGCAAACAACCCACCUUCUCCUUUCCUGGGAAACUAAAUAGAACAAAAUGCUUCCAGGUUACCACCGACCCCACGUUGUACACCCUAUCAAGUCAAACCUCUUAACAUUUGUGCGAUUUUAUCAUGUUUUCUCCGGUGUGUGUGUGUGUGUGUCACUGUUGUAUUGAUUUGGAAUCUGUUUUGUUUGUAUUGAAAUGUGUGGGCCAAGAAAGGAGGGGCUGAAUGACAGCUUGUGGGGAGGAGAGGUGCUGUUCAAUGAGCUUUCUCAUUUAGUCUGGCCUUAGAUUUAUGGGCAUGAGCUCAGCUGAUUUAUGUUAUGAGGGAGUGAAGGGAGAGGGCCUCGCACUGGCUUUAUGCGUAUUACUCAAUGGCACUGCACUAAGCAACAUGUGCAAAGCAACUAUCUGGCCAGAAACACAAGCAUACUUAAUUCUCUGCUCCUGCUUGACUGAUACAAAAAAGAACAUCUGGUUGUAUCACAAGUGUUGAAACUGGGGUUUGGUAGCAAUGAUAUAUACAGUAUGAAUAUGUCACCGUUGCUUUCUUUUGAAAGUGGUGCUAGGAUAUCAGAGUUAGUGCACCCUUCUAACUCAUUUUAACCACUUCUCUAAAGCAAUUUCAGAGGAAAAUGGAAAUUUUGAAGGGAUUUGUUUCAAAAGCUAAGCCCUUUAUUAUGGAACAGUAGCUAAGCUGCCCUUCUGCUGAAUAUUGUACAUCUGUUAUAAUAUUUACAUUUCUGUUUUACCUAAAAAUGCUCAUUGGCACAGCUCUCUCCUCACCUUCCAGGAACCAAUACAAUGUCUUCAGGCCAGUUUUACCUUUUUAUUUAACCCUUAUUCACAAACCCAUGCUGAUGUCAAUGUGAAGUAAGAAAUAAUUUACAGUUGACCCAAAUGUAUUCCAUUGCUACAGACCAGCCUAAUAUUUCAAGAAAUAGUAAAUGCAGUUCAUUUAGUUUCUUUUUUUUCUUGUCCAUCUCAUGAAAGAUGCUGACAUUCUCAAGUGAUUUAAAAUAAAAUAUUUUCUAAGCAUGUACUGUAUAACAUCAGAAAUAUAAACUUGACCAUAAUUAUAUUCAAAUCUAAAUGAAACAAAACAAUACUCUAUAAAAUCUCUUUUAGGGGAACAGAGCUAUUAUAUUCAUGAUCAAGUGCCCUGAGCAAGACUUCCCAGUACGAGUGUGCACUUAAUCACAGCUAUUAUCUCCGUCUCUUAUAUCAUUCUGUAAAUAAACAUAGAGUAUUAAUAUCACAAAGGGAGAGCGCUUUGGUACUACAUGGUCUGUUGCACCCUCUAGCUGAUAAAAUCUUGAAAUCCCACUGCAGCUUAAAUGAAGACAGUGAAGGCAGAGCGGUGCGCUGUUGAAAUAUUCAUUGCUGUUGUGGCACACACUUCUUCUUAAAGGUCACUGUUGCAAUGAGAUGCUGAAAUACAAUCACGAGAUAAAACUGUUAAAAAAGGCAAAAAGUGCCAAGUAAGUUUAAAAUGAGAAACAAGGAGGCUUCCCUUUCCCUUGAGAUUCUGCACAUUUUGCAGAGAUGAAGCACCAUAGGGUACUGAGCAACAUGUUCAGCUAUUGAUUUGCUGUUGAGGUACUUGUUAAGCGCUUGGUGUGUCCCACCAAGUCAUAUAUUUCUGGAACAUUAUUAGCUGGCCAAAAAUGUAUAGGUGGCUUCAGAAUCCUUAAUAAGACAGCAAAGAUUUAAGAGUUCUUUCAAAGAGGAAGGGAGAGUAAGAUGAACGGGCCAGGUUUUGAGAAAAUCAAUCGAACCUUAUCAGACAUGGUCUGUACCUCCUCUCAGGUAAGAUCUAUAUGUUAACCAUGUCACACUAUCCUAGAUUGAAUCACUCCGAGAGAGUGGUUUUUACCCUUGAAAUAUAUUUAGCUUGUUGUCUGCAUUCAGGAUUUUACAUGUGCAUACCCCUAAAUAUGGGUAUAUUCUAGCAUUCUAGUAGCGUUUCUUAUGAAUCAUGGCAUUCUUCCUCCCAGUGGAGAAGUUCACAGGUGAGAAGCUCUCUCUCAAGGUGACAUUAUGCUCAGACCCAGCACUUUGUAGAAAGCCAGUGAUAAGACAUGCUAGGCCUUUAGAGAACAUACUGCGAGAGAGAGUGUGUAAGAGAGAGAAAGAGUGGGAGAAGCCAAUAAUCCUUUCUGUGAAAUAGGGCCUCUCUCGUUUCCAAGUUGUUCAGGGCGUUGAUCAUGUCCCUGAGGCUCAGAAGCAGCUCACAUCCCCAUACACUGACACACACCCUGCCCAGUAAAUAGCUGCCUGCUCACUUCAAAUGGAAUAGAAAGGUGGGAGUUAUAGAAGAAAGGGAGAAAAGAUUCAGGACGGAGGGGCAGCAUCCAAAGCAAUUUACUCCACAGAUUAAAGAUAACACCAUUGAGUCAAUAACCACUGAUCUCAUUUGAAGAUACACCAGGCUUACUCUGCGCAUGGCGCUGCUGUUCGGCUCGUUCUAUUACCAUAGCAGUUGUGGCUUCAGACACGCCAUUCUCCUGCUAGACUGAAAUCACAUGCAGCCCAUUGUAAAACAGUGAUUGGAUGCAGUGCUUCCCCCUCUUUGAAGAAAAAAUCUACCGUACAACAUAAUAUUUCACUUAAAUAAGCGUUCUCUUCACAUCCACCACCACUUCUCCACCUCUAUGAGCUUCGUCUUCUUCUUUAAAGAGGAUUUUUUUGUGUGUGUUGAUAAAAAGAAAUAAAGUUAGCAGUUGAGCCCAACCCUUUCCUAACUACUAUAAUGCUGGUUAAAUAUUUAAUCAGUUUCUUAUGAACACUGCUAAGAUAAUGAUGGUAACAUCAAGUACAAUUAUUAACACAUUUAUCAUUGUUAAAUGUUUUAUAUAUAUAUAUAUAUAUAUAUAUA